Molecule: messenger RNA, 2002 nt
Organism: Odontomachus brunneus
Lineage: Eukaryota; Metazoa; Arthropoda; Insecta; Hymenoptera; Formicidae
Product: zinc finger protein 512B-like
Exons: 3
Coding region: 917-1726 (269 amino acids)
Source: RefSeq, a predicted model, not a curated record
GCAAGAAUUUUCAGCAUGCAUUUUCUCGCUUCUGACGUCAUUAAAAAUAAAUAGACAAUGUGAGAGGCUAGCUCUCUUUUGGUCGUAUAACCGAUUUUCCAAGUGCAUUUAAUUACGAUUAAAUGUACAUACUUUAUGUGUAACUUAAUGGAGCACGUUGAAUUUCUUGCGUUGCCUUAUAUGACAUAUGCGAUAUUAUAUUUGUAAUUAUGAUUUAAUUGAAAAAAUUCAUGUCUAAUUAAGUUCAAAUCUAUGUAUCUCACUUGAGUUUCAAGUAACGAUUGUUAACACGCAACUAUACGACUAAUGAGACUAUUGCGUCUUAUUAAAUUAUUUAUUAGUAGCUUAUCAAGUAUUUGUACAAAGUAUUUGCAUUUAAUUGCAAUUCCAAUUAAUUGUAUUUGAAGAAUUGGUUAUAUGAUCAAUAGAGAGUCGGUGAAACGAGGCAAAAGAUAUAUGCGUUUCGAAUUAUAUUUAUUUACUACAUUUUAGGUAAUUCAAUCACUGGUUAAGCUUUUGCACAGUCGACAGAAAUAAACGCGGUAGUAAUCAACAUGUUAGUAGAGCACGUUGUCUCGUAACGCAUACAUCACAGUAACAUCCGUGAUGUGUACAAUGCACUCGAGUGGCAAAUCGAUUCCAGCGACGUACGCGCGCGAUAUUGAAACGAGCGCUCACGUAUCGAGAACAAUCGCGGCUAUCUGGACGAUCUGGAAGAGCGAAGUCGCGGUCUCACCGCGCCGCUAAUGUAUGCUUCAGGGUGCCUCGGUCUGCGCGUCUUCCUUGUCGCCUUCGUGGACUUCGCAGGAGAGAAAAGCGGCCUCGGCCGACUAUUUGGCUGCCACCCAGAUUCGGCAGUAGCGAAAGUGUAUCGGCCAUAGAAUCGCUCGUGACGAUUGCUCCUCUUCUUCGGCUGAUGCGUCGCCGACGGCUGAUGCCCUAUAAAUACUUACGGGGGUCACGAUUCCUGAACAAACUCAGUUUUUCGUCGGCAUCGCGACUAGCAACUGGAACCCGAGAACGAUCGGCCAUGAAGCUUCUUCUGAUAAUGUCGCUGGUGGCGGCUAGCAGUGUAGCAGUUACUGUCGAGAACAAUUUGCGACGAAAGAACAGUGCUUCUGUAGGAGAGAAGAAACACGGCAAAAGAGGACUCGACCAUUUGGGAUAUGGCUUACAGCAGGAACAUCAGGAACACUUGUACGGACCACCGGCACAAUCGCCUCCUGUUUACGAAGUCCCAGCGCCGGACGUCAGUCAUCCGAUACCAGGAUACAUUCCGGAGCCGUCACCGCCGGUCGCCGUUGGACACCCAGUUGCAGCAGUACCGGUUCCACAGCCGAUACCGCACCCGGUGCCGCAACCCGUGGCGGUGCCCGUAGCAGUGCCGAUCACGAAGCAUGUGCCGUUCCCCGUGCCAGUGCCAAUCCACAUUGACCGCGCAGUACCGGUAGCGGUGCCUGUUCCCAAGCCGUAUCCAGUCACCGUGGAGAGGAUCGUUCCCGUGGACCGGCCUGUUCCGGUGCCUGUCGAGAAGCCGGUGCACAUUCCGGUGGACCGCCCGAUACACGUGCCGGUCCCGGUGCCAAAGCCAUAUCCUAUCACCUUCGAGAAGAUCGUGCACGUGGACCGGCCGUAUCCGGUGCACGUGGCUGUACCGGUACACAUACCGAAGCCGUAUCCGGUACCGAUUGCCAUUCACGCGCACUACAAGUCGCACGCCUGGUAAUUCGUUCGUUCCACGUUAUACUCGUCUUCCUCGGCGCUUCAAUGACAAUAUUAAGUACAUACGUGUGUCUCGUCUGUCGUCGCUUAACACGGGGUAACUUUCAUAAUAUCAUAAGUACGAUUAUCGUAGAGUUAACGUGGAUCAUAAUUAAUCUUGCCUGACGAGAUGAAAUGUGCGUUCAGGACUGAUGUUGCGUCGACGAAGUUUUGUACGUUCUUUUUUAAAUAAACAAUGUUAUUAAAAGCUUCUUUACUGCUAUCCUACAAGCGCGCUAAA